Elgaria multicarinata webbii is the source of this 779-nucleotide messenger RNA. RefSeq names its product mediator complex subunit 11 (gene MED11). Gene Ontology annotation, cellular component: mediator complex. Gene Ontology annotation, molecular function: transcription coregulator activity. Bases 32 to 427 code for a protein of 131 amino acids. The record is from RefSeq and is a predicted model, not a curated record. Lineage: Eukaryota; Metazoa; Chordata; Lepidosauria; Squamata; Anguidae. Gene Ontology annotation, biological process: regulation of transcription by RNA polymerase II. The transcript has 3 exons.
GCGCGUAUACGGGAGCGGGCGAGGGCCAAGCAUGGCAGGGGCGGCGGCGGCGGCGGCGGCGGCAGAGAGGGGCGCGUACAGCCUGGGCCUGGCCAACGAGCGGCUGCGGCUGCUGGAGGAGCUGGAGCGCGAGAUCGGGGCGGCGCUGCAGAGCGCGGGCACGGUGAUCCUGGAGCUGUCCAAGGAGAAGCCCAAGGAGCACCUCAUGGACCGCCACACCGCGCAGUUCGUGGCCUCCGUGCAGAAGGUGGAGUCGGAGCUCUCGGCCCAGAUCCGCUACCUCACCCAGGUGGCCACCGGCCAGCCCCACGAGGGCUCCAGCUAUUCGGCCCGCAAGGAUUGCCAGAUGGCCCUGAAGCGCAUCGAUUACGCCCGUGUCAAGCUGGGAGAGCUCUCUCGGACCUGCGAGCAAAUGCUGGAGCCGUAGGUGGGCAAACGUGCCUCGGGGUGGGGUGGGGUGGGGGUCACGCAGGAGAAGGGCUAUUCGUGGACCGAAAACACCUCUGUGGCAGGGGCAACACGGCCCAGCAGACUGCAGGUGCCUUUGGGCCUCCUUCCUGGCUCCGCUGGAGCCUCCUGCACACUUGGGACAUGGAGGAGGAGGAGGAGGAGGAGGCCUGGAGCCUCUCUUUGGAUGACGUUGCUGGAGCCUCUUUGGAGAUGUGGAAAACUGGCUGGCGAGGCUUCUCGUCCCGUGCGCCUUCGCUGGGCCCGCUCUGUACUGUGUGCGAAUUGUCCGUUGCGUGCCAGAAGCGACACACCAUAAAAGGCUGGCGACA